This is a messenger RNA of Adelges cooleyi (spruce gall adelgid), 4647 nucleotides long. RefSeq names its product E3 ubiquitin-protein ligase mib1 (gene mib1). Gene Ontology annotation, molecular function: zinc ion binding; ubiquitin-protein transferase activity; protein binding. The record is from RefSeq and is a predicted model, not a curated record. The transcript is spliced from 18 exons. The coding region runs from base 300 to 4532 and encodes 1410 amino acids. Gene Ontology annotation, cellular component: cytoplasm. Lineage: Eukaryota; Metazoa; Arthropoda; Insecta; Hemiptera; Adelgidae. Gene Ontology annotation, biological process: protein ubiquitination.
CACUAUCCGUAUUGGCGUUCAUUGGCAUUCACAUUCGAUAUUUCACCCACUGGCCACUGUUGACCGUACACAUUAGACAGUUAGUUAAUUGAAUCAAUUAGAACGCCGUCAGCUCCCCUCGAACCGUGCGAUCGCCAUUUCACUCGGUGCACCGUAAUAUUAGCCUGCCGCUACGCUGAGCUAUGACUAUCUAAACCGGUACACCGCGAUACACAGUGGUCCUUUGUUACCCGUCGUCAACCGUUUUUGUCGAAAUUUCCAAAAUUAUUUUCAAAACGAUCGUCGGUUUGUGGAAAGAUAUGGUAGACAAUGAUGCCGCUGCGGUAGCGAGCGCAAGUGUUCAAAGCACCGGCGAUGCGUCGAGAACACCGUCGUCGGUAAACGCCGUACAACAGAACGGUGCUAAUCCGAGCAACUGGUGUUCGAGUACCAGUUUCCAGAUGCAGGAGUUGCAACAGCAGGUCGGGUCUAGGGUUAUUCGUGGCCCCGACUGGAAAUGGGGUAAACAGGAUGGUGGAGAAGGGCAUACUGGGACAGUGCGAAACUUUGAAUCACGUGAAGAGGUAGUGGUCGUUUGGGACAAUGGUAUAGCUGCUAACUACCGUUGUUGCCGUCAAUAUGACUUACGCGUUCUGGACAGUGGCCCAACAGGUCAGCGACAUUUAGGUAGCAUGUGCGAUACAUGCCAUCAACAACCCAUCGUAGGUCAUCGAUGGAAGUGCGCCGAUUGUCCCAACUACGAUUUGUGCACUUGGUGUUAUCACGGAGACAAACAUAAUACUCGUCAUCGUUUUUAUAGAAUCACUUAUCCUAAUGGAGAGAGACAACUGAUGGAACCUAGGAAGAAGUCAAAGAAAAUUUCCGUCCGAGGCCUUUUUGCCGGAGCCCGAGUUGUGAGAGGAGUCGAUUGGCAAUGGGAAGAUCAAGAUGGCGGUGGAAACAAUUGUGGGUCAAACUUACUAGGACAAAAUAACUUGUCAAGUUUGACUAAUAAUAAUCGUCGUGGCAAAGUUCAUGACAUACAAGAUUGGUCAGCAGCGAGUGCUCGCAGUGCUGCCUACGUUUGUUGGGAGAAUGCAGGCGGUACUAAAAAUCUUUAUCGGGUUGGAUUUGAAGGAAUGUCUGAUCUAAAAACUGUGCAAGAUUCAAAAGCUCCAUCUACAAUUUACCGUGACCAUUUACCGUUAUUGGGACAACUCUCAGCUACUGGUUUAACUGGAACUGGUGUGAACUUGUUACAACAACAACAGCAGCAGUUGCAGAUUGGUGAUCGGGUCACUGUAGACUUGGAGUUAGAUGUUGUACAAUCAUUACAGCAAGGACAUGGUGGCUGGACAGACGGAAUGUUCGAAUGUCUUAGACCAGUCGCUUUGUCUACGAAUGGAGGAAUAAAUACACCAGCUAUAGGCUCUGUGGUUGGAGUCGAUGAAGAUCACGACAUUGUUGUAUCUUACCCGAGUGGCAAUAGGUGGACAUUUAAUGCAGCAGUGUUAACUAAAGUAUCAGGAACUACAGGUUCGCCUACAUCUGCUGGUGCUACAGGGCCGGUCGAUGGGUCAUCAUUGCCUUUAAUAACUGUGGGAUCGACUGUUUUAGUAGACGGAGAUUUACAGAGAGUUAAGACGUUGCAAAGAGGUCAUGGUGAAUGGGCUGAUGCUAUGUCAAUGACUUUGGGUAAAAUUGGCAUCGUUCAGCAAAUAUAUGACGACGGUGAUUUAAAAGUAGCAGUUUGUGAUACGUCUUGGACGUAUAAUCCGAGAUGCCUCAAAUUAGUGUCUCAGUCCGGACAACUUUUAGGGGCAGCUGGAGGUUAUUACUACGGAGGAGAUGAUCAGCAGUAUGAGGAGUUGUUGUACAUACGCGAUGGAGACUGCGAUGAAACUAUACUAAUUAAAAAAAUGCAACUGGCCAAACUCGGAGGAGCCAACACAGCUUGUUUGGGUGAACAAUUAGUCAAGUCUGCUGCCAAUGGUGAUACCCAGACUUGUCGUCAUAUAUUGGAACUUCACAAAAAACAAGAUUGUGUCCAACAGUCUCAAACUAAUGACUCUGGUACAACUAGCUCUAAUAACAAUAAUAAUAAUCAACCUAGUUUCUCGAGAAGCUCUUCAUCGUCCGGCGCUUCUGCAUCUCCGUCGAAUGCUGCUGCUGCUUCUGCUAUUCCCGCAACAGAUACUUCCAAUGCCACUCAAGAGUCUCCUGACGAACAAGUGUCUGAAGGACAAAAAAGUACUCAAAACUCCCCAACCACCGGCAGUUCAAGUAACAGUCUUGUAAAUUACGUGUACAAUGGACAUUGCGCUCUGCAAGCAGCCGCUCAAAACGGACACGUCCAGUUGUGUCGAAUGCUUGUCGCUGAGUACGGAGCCAAUGUAGAGUUUGAGGAUAAAGAUGGUGACAGGGCAGUGCACCACGCCGCGUUUGGCGAUGAGCCACAAGUGAUAGAACUACUUGUCAGAGAGUAUGAUGCGGACAUAAACGCACGUAAUAAACGAAGGCAAACCGCUUUACACAUUGCUGUAAACCGAGGUCAUGCAUCGGUGGUGCGGACAUUACUAAAAUUAAAUUGCCUUCCUAGUCUGCAAGAUACGGAUGGCGAUACACCAUUGCACGAUGCAAUAUCAAAGAAACGUGAUGACAUUGUAGCGAUGCUGUUGGAUGGCAACGGAUCAGGAUCAGGAGGAGCCGACAUAAUGUUAGCUAACAACAAUGGCUUCAACGCUCUACACCAUGCGGCUUUGCGAGGCAACCCCAGUGCCAUGAGUGUGCUGCUGUCGAAAUUGCCACGAAGACACUGGUGGAUGGUGGACGAGAAAAAAGAUGACGGCUAUACGGCCCUGCACUUGGCUGCACUGAACAAUCACACCCAAGUCGCACAGCUGUUGGUGGAAGUCGGUCGGGCCGACACGGACGCACGUAACGUUAACUUGCAGACUCCGCUGCACCUGGCCGUCGAGCGCCAGCACGUGCAAAUAGUCAGAUUGUUGGUCCGAAGCGGUGCGGAUCCCAACGUGCCGGACAAGGACGGAGACACGGCUCUACACGAAGCCCUUCGCCAUCACACCCUUCAGCAGAUCCGGCAACUACACAUGACCGCCGGCGGUCAAACGACAGCGGCUGGUCCGUCAUGUUGCUCCACGGAAAAUAAGUUGUUUAGCGGUGGGUCGAUGCUGAUGAAGAUGGGUACGGACAAGAAAUUACCAACUGCGACAUCUUCGGGUUCGGGCUCGGCAAGUGCACUGGGAAAUUCAUCAUCGAGCUCAGUUUCCAGUUCCAUUACAUGUUUUUUGGCUGGCACUGGACGAGCCGACUUGUAUCAACGCAACAAAAAAGGCCAAACGCCCUUGGACCUAUGCCCGGAUCCGGCUCUUCGUCGGGCUCUAAUAAAAUGCGCCAAGGAUCGACAACAACAAGAAGCGGCAGCUACAUCAACAAAUGCCGGAGCGUCGACAACAGCCGCAGCACCAUACCCGGCAGCGGCACCCGGAGUGUCUCUUAACAAGAUUGAUACUCCGCCUUUGUCACCAUCUUUCUGUUGUAGCAAUAAAGCGACGCCCAACGACAACAACAUUAAUAUGGCCAACAACACCGCUCCGGGCACAACGUCUCAACAAAAUCACGCUUAUCAAAAUCUUAUGCACAAACAGCCAAAUGUCAACGUUGUUCCGUCUACUUCUUCACAGCCUGCCGAGACGACCGAAGCCAUUGCUCAACCGUUUGCUGUCGGUAGUAAAUCUCAACAAAAACCUAUCAACAAUACUGUAGCGGCUGCAGCGGCAGCAGCAUCAGCAGACAAAACACUGACUUGUUGUUGUUACUGCGGAGAGGGUGCCAGAGCUAACGCAACAUCAGCAGCUAUUGGAUCUGUAAAGGACAACACCAACGUGGACAAGAACACCGAUAACGUUAACGUAAGCGAUCGUCCACUAGAAUCGACUGCCAAUAACGAAACUAACGCUCUGGCAUCAGAAAUUUCACCGACUGCCACGCCUGCUCCGGAACAGUGUUGCGUUACGUGUGCUUGUAAGUGUACAUCUGUGGCUGCGCCUUCGACAACGUCGGUUCCAAUGCCCAAUUAUUGCACUAAACCGUCGACCAGUGCUGCUUUGUCCGCUUCGAGUCCUAAUGCCAAAAAUCACAAUCAACAUAAUCAUCUUCAUCAUCAUCACGGCUCGCAUUUAGACUAUUUGAACUCGGCUUCGUAUCAAACAAAUGCCGUUGCUGAAGCCAGUUCAAAACAACAGCGGCCACAAGAUUAUUGGAAUUCGUCGUACGGCACUAACGAUUCGUUGAUGAACAACGGCGGUGUAGUCAGACCCAUGGAUAAAAGCGAUAAUUUGGACGUCGUCGUCGUCAAGUUGCAGCAACAAUUGCAAGACAUCAAAGAACAGACAAUGUGUCCCGUGUGCUUGGAUCGUCUGAAAAAUAUGGUCUUCAUGUGCGGUCACGGUACAUGUCAAAUGUGUGGCGACAGAAUGCAAGAAUGUCCAAUUUGUCGCAAGCCAGUAACCAAAACUAUACUACUUUAUUAGAAUUUUUGAUACAUUUUUUUACUUCUCUUUUAUAUACAUAGAUAUAUAGGUAUAAUUAUAUUUAAUAUUAUAAGUUGUAUUGUUAUUUAUUUUUAUUACAAUAUGACCAAUAACA